This is a messenger RNA of Plectropomus leopardus (leopard coralgrouper), 923 nucleotides long. It is a transcript of the gene psmg1, whose product is annotated as proteasome (prosome, macropain) assembly chaperone 1. Gene Ontology annotation, molecular function: proteasome binding. The record is from RefSeq and is a predicted model, not a curated record. Gene Ontology annotation, cellular component: endoplasmic reticulum. Lineage: Eukaryota; Metazoa; Chordata; Actinopteri; Perciformes; Serranidae. Gene Ontology annotation, biological process: proteasome core complex assembly.
UUCGGUGAAGUUUUGUCUGUGUAUUCUCGGGCCGUGGAGGAAGAUGAGGAGGAGCUCGAUGAAAACGAAGAAGAUGAAGAAAUCCGCAGAGAACUGGAGGAAAAAAGGGAGGUUCAUCUGCACUGGAGCCCUGAAGUCUCCGAGUCGCUGAAGUCUGGAAACAAGUUGCAGUGUUCAGACUUCAUCCUCGCUGUGGGACAUAACGCUGCCAGGUUUCUGUCAGUGUACGUUCUCACCUCUGAAAACUGGGACGCGGUGGGACAUGCAUCCGUGUGGAACGAGCGGAGCCGGGCUGUAACCGGCAAAACCAGCGAGGAGUCUGCGUGUGUUUUCUACAGACACAAGGACAACCCAUCAGUUUUGAUAUGCCAAGUGACUUGCUACAUUGCAGAAGACCAGCUUUUCCAGUGGACAGAAAAGGUGUUCGACUGUCUGCAGCACAGACAGCUGAAUGUGACUCUGCUGUCAGAGAGCUCUGUGUCUGAGUACAAGGCGGCCGACUAUGUGUGCUGCAGCUCCGCUCCCUUCCUGCGCUCUCUCCACACCAGUGCUUUCAGUGGUCGGCCUGUGUGCCAGUCACUGGAGCAGCCAAACAUAGUCACAGGACUUCCAGCCGCAGUACUGAACCACUGCGAGGUCCACCACAUCGCCUCAGUUGUUUACCAGUGUUACAGUGAUGUCAUUGGCCCUGACUCUGUCACCAUGGAGACCUUCAAGCCUGCACUUACAAAGCUUGGCAAGUCCAUACAGUUGGACCCGUCUCCCAGCACAGAUGUCCUCCGCAAAUUUGUCAGAACCACCAACAUUCAGAGUAACCUUUAUAUCUGAAAAUGGUCCUGUUGCACACUGUGCAGUGCAUUGUAAUUCUAUUUCCUUGUGGUAAAAUACUGUCAUUUUUUAAUAAACAGAUUAAGUAAAGAAAA